AUGGCAGAAUCUACCAAACUUUUUAUAUGUGAAGAGUGCGGAUACAGGACAACGUGCAGGGGCCACCUCACACGACAUGUCAGAAAACACACAGGAGAAAAACCCAUGAAGUGCGAUCAGUGCGACUAUUCUGCUGCACGAAGAGACCACCUCAAACAACACAUCAUGGUGAAACACACCGGUAAGAAGCCGUACAUAUGUGGUGAGUGUGGAUACAGGACUACCAAAAGUUCUUACCUAAUGAUCCACAUGAGAAAACAUACAGGGGAGAAACCUUACAAGUGUGAGAUAUGCCAAUACAGGACAGUUGACAAGUCUUCCUUAGCUGCACAUAUCAGAACACAUACAGCCCACCACGUUACGAUGAAGCACACCGAUGAAAAACGCUUUGUGUGUGGGGAGUGUGGAUACAAGACAGCUGACAAAACUUCCUUCAUUGUACACACAAGGAAACAUACAGGGGAAAAUCCGUACAAAUGUGACCAGUGCGACUACUCUGCUUCGACGAAAUACACUUUAGACCGACACGUAAUGGUAAAACACACUGGUGAGAAACCCUUCAUGUGUGGGGAGUGCGGACACAGGACAGUCACUAGGUUUGGCCUGACCCGACACAUGAGGACUCACACAGACGAACAUACCAAGAUAAAUCUCACCGGUGAGAAGCCCUACAUCUGUGGGGAAUGUGGGUACAGAGCCAAGAACAAGUCAUCCCUCAAUAAGCACACGAAAACACACAAAGGAGAGAAACCCUACAAUUACAAAUGUAACCAGUGUGACUACUCUUCUACACAGAAAUGCCAGAUGGACAAACACGUGGCGACGAAACACACCGGUGAGAGAUCUUACCUGUGCGAGAAUUGCGGAUACAGAUCAGCAACUCGCAACAAACCGUACCUAUGCGCGGAGUGUGGGUUCAGAACGGCGGACAAGUUUAACUUUUUACGACACAUGGGAACUCAUGGCGGCAGGAAACCCCACAAGUGUGACCAUUGUGAUUAUUCUGCUGCAAGGAAAGACCAAUUAAAGAAGCACAUGCUGAAGCACUAG
This is a messenger RNA of Branchiostoma floridae (Florida lancelet), 1050 nucleotides long. Its product is annotated as zinc finger protein 525-like. Gene Ontology annotation, biological process: regulation of transcription by RNA polymerase II. Bases 1 to 1050 code for a protein of 349 amino acids. The record is from RefSeq and is a predicted model, not a curated record. Gene Ontology annotation, cellular component: nucleus. NCBI's taxonomy places the organism in Eukaryota, Metazoa, Chordata, Leptocardii, Amphioxiformes, Branchiostomatidae. Gene Ontology annotation, molecular function: RNA polymerase II transcription regulatory region sequence-specific DNA binding; DNA-binding transcription factor activity, RNA polymerase II-specific. The transcript has 4 exons.